ACCCUCACUACUCCAUCUAUAUCAUCUAUCUAUCUGCCUUGGGCGAUAUUCGGCCCCUAGGAAACUCUAUUCCCCUCCGGCCCCCCUUGCCCUGGAGAUGGCUUUCCCCUGCUCGGCAGUCUUCCAGAAAACUGCACCACUAUUACUUCGUGGACUACCAAUUAUGCCUAACCUACUAACUGCUGCGGCUUACUUUGUAUGCUUACCCUCCCACUGGGUCCCCCCGGUUGUAGCCCACCCACCCCGCUGCCGGCUUUUUGUCCAGCGGACGUCGAGUACCAAGUAAGACUGGCUGCAGGGCUCUCCAUCCGCUAACGGGGCAAUUUACAGCGGCCUUCUGGGGGGAUGGGGACCGUAAACACCCGACCAGGGGUGGCCGUGGCCAUAGUGGGUGCAUGUCACUGCCGCCCGGCACCUAAGACAAAAAAGAGGGCAGCCACCCAAAAAGGUACCAAGCUGCUCUGCUGUUGCUGCUGCUGCUCACAAGUGAGACAAGUCGCCUCUUCUUCAACGCGUCCGCCCUUCCUUCUUCUCCAGAUAAUCCCACAGCAGCUUUGCAUUCUUUGCUCUGACAUCCUCCUCCUCUUGCACUGUUACUCCAACAUCGCCAGCAAGCACUCAACGUCGCAUAGCCUCCAACCCUCGCUGUAUUACCCUUGGUAGUAAUACAACCUGGCCACGGCUUCAAUCCCGGCUCACGUCACCGCCACCUAAACUAGGCCUGCCCGAUAAGCAUUAACAGCCUCAAGGCACCCGCUGCUUGCCGCCUAAAAAAGACUCGCAGUCCGCACUCGCCUGACAUUUUGGUUUCUUUGUUCGCAACAAGUUACGCAAGUGGCUUCCGAUAGAUUCUUCCUUUUCUUCGCUCGACCCAUUUUCAACAGCGCUAGAUCAACCGCUGUAAACCACUCAACAAAAAACCAACAACCAACACAACACACACCAACUCAACACCGCCAAGAUGAAGGGCCGCUCUGUCGACGAGAUUGUCUUUGACCACAUGUUCCCCAAGCCCAAGGUUGGCGAACCCCAAAACUUCCAGGCUUUCCUCCAGCGUCACCUCAUCCCCGAGGUCCGCCAAGAGACACAGUCCUUCUAUGGCCACCUCGACACCCAGGAGGCCAAAUAUCCCGGCCUCGACUACUCCCACCCUACCCAUCGCCUCCGCCUCUCCCGCUUCACCUGGCACCGCCGUGUCUUCCGUGCUUUCGACACUCUCGGCCUCACCAAGCACGAAAUCGCUACACUGACCCGCUGGGAGGGCACCAAAUGGGCCAAGGAAAAGUACGAGAAGGAGCAGGGCAUCGUCAUCCGCGAUACCACCUCCGACGGCUUCCCUAACUGGGUUGAGCCUCCUCAGACUCUCCGCCCUAUCCGCCCUCGUUCACAAGUUAGAGUCACAACCACUGUUUACACCACAAGACGCCAUGAAGACGACAGCGAGGAGGAAGAGGAAGACGAGGAUGAAGAGGACGAGCGCCCUAUUGAGGAGAGCGACGGCGAGCUUGAUGGUGUUGAGCCUGCCGAGCGUGCCCGUGCUGCUACUCCCAGACGCGAGACUACUGCUGAGCCUGCCUCGGUCGACGAGGAGUGGGAGCAGUGGCUCAAGAACGCCAUUGAGUCGGGUGAGCUCACCGUGCUCACCGAGCAGAUGACCCAGCAAAUCUUCCGUGCCUCAUCUGGCUCAUCGCUGAUCCCUGCCGCUCUUAUUCCCCAGGAGAUGCUUACCCUCGCCCGUGCUGGCCAGUGGACGGAAAUCCCCGACUUUAUGCACCCCAUGCUCCGACGUGCCAUCCGCGGCGAGAACCCUGUCCCUCGCAGCAUGGAUGGGCCCAUGAUGGCCUACACGUCACGCAACCAGCUCUCCGCCGAUUCGCCUGCAUCCCGCGUUCGCAUGGCUAGCGGCCGUCGCCCGUACUCGGAUCUUCGCUUCGCUGCUGGCGGCGCUACAUCUCAGACCGCCUAAAAGUUAUCUACGCCUUUUGGUUGUCAUGCCAAGCUAUCUCAUUUGCGUUGGCAAUCUCUCAUCGACAGUGUGCGCCGCUGCUGGCAGACAAAACACACACACGACCAACACUUUUAUUACUUUUUAUUCACCUUUAAAAGCUGCUGAAUGUCGCUUUUCAAACCUGCACAUUAUUCUCUUACUACAACUUUUGCAACGACUUUUGCUGGCAUACAAGCCACAUUUCCAUCCAUCGCGUAUUACAGCAUCAACACGACACGCUUUAUUUUAUUCUUUUUUUGGGUUAGAAGAUCCCUCUCAAGUUGGUUAUUGGCGUUUUCUUUUUGCUAUUAAGGUUGGGGAUUGUUUUGCUUUGAAAUGCACUGGCCGCGACUAUACAUGCUACCACUGGGCAGCGGAUAGACGAUUCGUUUCUUGUUACAGAAAAGGCUGAGUGUCUUUUCUUUUCUUUGUCUUUCUCGGAGUUCUUUGCUCUUUUCGGUCGUUAAAUUUUUUGGUUUUCCCUCUCGGCGAGGAUGAUAGAUAUCUGAAUGAUUACUCAUUUCAUCUCCUU
Messenger RNA from [Torrubiella] hemipterigena, 2519 nucleotides. NCBI's taxonomy places the organism in Eukaryota, Fungi, Ascomycota, Sordariomycetes, Hypocreales, Clavicipitaceae. The record is from the annotation of a GenBank genome assembly.